AUGUGUGUUAAACUAUCUUUCAUGGCAUAUGAGAAUCGUUAUAAUUUUUUUAUCAAUUAAUUUAGUAAAACUUCAUAAUACUCCUAAAAUUGAUGGAAUAACCACUAUAAAAUCGUUAUUUUCUUGAAAAACGGAAACAUCAAAGAUUCCAAACCUCUUUGAACAUUAUUAAAUGUCAGUUCAUAAUGCAAUUAUAUAUUAAAACAAUAUUGUCAUAUUUUUUGAAUUUUUUUUCAAAAUCUAUGUGAUGCUUUUAUAGUCCAAAAAGAUUUUCACUUUAUGUUUUUAGUCAUCUCCAAAUCAUAACAUCAAAAGCUACGUCAAAUUCUUACUUCGUGUGUCCUAAAUACAUUUAAUCAUCGAUUCUGCUUUUAGACCAUCAACCUCUAGUGAUCUCUUGGCCAAUAAAUUGCUAUUUUCCCGAAAUUGGGUCCAGUUUUCUGUUCUCAUCCAUAUUUGUUUGUCUGUGUUUAGUUCUUGUUUUUAAAAAAGCAAUAACAAAAAGUUCAAAUUCCGAAUUUGUGAAAUAUCAUAAAAUUGAAAUGUAAUUUUAAUAAUUUGCUUUGAACUCUCCCUAAAAAAUCUCUUGGUGUGAAUGAUAAAAUUCACAAAUGUUUCAAUAACGUCGUACUGAAAGAUGAAAAAUGUUACGUCACCAUUCAUUUGAUAAAUUAUUUGUGAUUCUAUAUAAUGACGUAAUAAGUUGUUUUUUUUUUCUGGUUGAACGUACAUUAUCAGAUUUUAAGAACAAAAAGGUAAAAAAAUUUAAUACUCAACAAAACAACACAACCAAAUUUAGAUUUAAAAAAAUUCUAAAGAUUCCUUCCAAAGUAGUCAAAGAUGCAGAAGAAGAUUAAAAGAAUAUAGUAAUAUUAGGUUGUGUGGUUCAAUGUACUUACUUAUCUCUAACCACAAAAUCUUUAAAAGAGAAGAAAAGUGAAUUAAGAAGUUAAUCGAAAUUGUUUGUCUGAAUAAGUAAGUGCUACAACAGAUUAAGACGUAAAUCAUAAGUAUUAAACAACAUACAUUAAAGUGAGCUCAUGAGUCAUAAAGAACCUAAAAACGAAACUAAAAAGAAAUGUUUUAUUUCGUAAAACAAAACAUUAAGUGCUGAAAGCCUGAAAAGUAAAAAUAAAAACGGAAAAAAGUCCCCGAGUGCAGACAAAACGAAGCUGAACUCAGUGGGAGAAGAGAUAGAAAGCUAAGGGAAGAAGAGGACGAUGAUGAUUUCCCGGAGACCCGUUUCGAGUCCGGGUCAAGUCGAGAAGUAUCCGCCGCCUUUCAUGGGGUUCUUGAAGAGCAACAGCAACGGCGGGAGCAGAAGCAGAAGCCGAAGCAAAGGAAGGUCCCGCGCGAGCCCUCUCUUCGUUCGCCGGAACAAAUCCGCGGCAGCCGCGGUGAGUCAAGAGCCAUCGUCUCCGAAAGUCACUUGCAUGGGUCAGGUCCGAGUCAAGCGAUCGAAGCCCAAAAUUCAACCCGAGUCUCGCGAAAACCCGACCCGAAAACGAUGCGAGUGGAUCCGCAACGGUCUCGCUGGGAAAAUCAAAACGUCGUCGUUUUGGCCGAAAUGGAAACUGUUCACGUUUCCGUGUUCUCGCCGGAAAGAGAAAGAUUCUCCGGUAAAUCAAUUUAAUCGUCCGGUGACGGAAUCAUCUGUAGAAGUUGCAGAGCUAAACGAAGACGAGGAGGAAGAAAAUUUCAAAAUCCCUAAAUUAAUCACGUCGCCGGCUUCCUCCGCCACGCCGCCGAUAAACGCUCUUUUGCUGACCAGAAGCAGAUCCGCGCCGUACAGUUCGUCUUCGCUGGCUUUCAGAUUCUGGGAAGAAAACAACGAGCGAGAAGCAGAAUCGCGAAUCGAGAGAGAGCGAAAUGUUAGAUCGGAAGUUGCCGUCGGAGCCACCGGGAAAAUGAACGGGGUUAACGAGCCGGAAGCGAACAUUGGCGGGGAUGAGUUAGGGAUUGUGCGGCGGCGGGAGCUGACAAGGAGCAAAUCGGCCCCGGCGAGGAUCGGGGAGAAGAGUGUGCUUCUGGAUGAAGAAGAAGGUUAGGCAGGGUUUAGGUCUGUCACGUGAUUAGUCACUCCACUUGACUAAUUCUUUAAUUAAUUGUUAGCUUUCACUGAUUAGGAUAAAUGUGACUGUGUUAGUAUAAAGUUGUUUAUGCACUUGUGAUUUAUUUGUAUAUGAAACCAAUUGUAAAGUUGAUUUGUAUCCAUACAUAUAGCGUAAGGCUUAGCUACAUCUGCUACAACAAAAUGUUAACAAUGCAUUUACAAAUAUCCUAUCAAAUUUCUAAUUUUAUAUUCUGUGUGUGUGUUUUUUGACCCAAAAAAUGUUACCUAUGUUUAUUUUCACUUUAUUCAUAUCCCACUUGAUUCCAGCACUCAAACAAAACAUAACUUUUUAGAGUUUCUACAUAUCAAUCAAAACAUUUUACAAUUACAAACUCAUUUUUUUCUUGCAAAAUAAAACAAAAUUUUAAAAUAGGAAGUCUCUAAUGUGUUUUUUAAAAAGAAACAAAAUAUAGCAUUUUUCCUAUAUUCAAAAAAGUCCAAGUAAAGCUUCUUCUAGCUUUAACAACAAAGCAUCUUCAGGCCCAACUUAUAGAUGGACUUACAUAUUGUAAGGCCUUUAGUUAACUUCUUGGGACCAAUAUCGAAGACCCAACCUGUAACUUCAGACUACCACUACGUGACAGAAAAUACAAGAAAACAUAAAAGAGUUAUCGAGGAAAAGGAUUGGGUGGGUGUGAAAAUGAAAGGAGACGCCUAAGCAAACACAGCCAUGAUAUAGCUGUAGAGAUAAAUAUGGACCCAUUACAAUUUAUGGUUUUAUGAAGACGAACCACGAAGAUUUUAGACAGAAUCAUUUAUGGAGUUCUCUAACACAUACACAUCUUUAAAUGUAUAUAAUAAAAAAAAUAUUUCAAUUGGACAUCCCCCAAUACAGAGACACCCUCUCACCUAAUUUUUUUUAUUCAACUUUUUUGAUUUGUGAUUUCCUUAGAACUCCCUUUGAAUUAUAAAUCUCCAAUCGUCAAACAUAUACAUUGUAACGUACGGAUGUACUUGAGUUAUAUAAAAUAUAUUUCAAUUUGACGAUAUAAUAAAAACUUAAAAGCUAUAUGUAUAUGGAUGUUUGAUGGUUUUUGGAGUCAACUUUCGUACACAAGGGUAUAGUGUUUUCUUUUUGGUCAAUUUUCUACGCAUCUACUUUCUACAAAAUCAGAUAGUAUUGUAACACAAAUAUUACUUUAUUUUUCUUGUGUGUAUAUGUUUAUACAUAGCUUCUUUGAAUAAUGUAUAACCGACUAGCAAAAUAUUUAGUAACACUAUAUUAUCCUGCUUUUACAAAAUGUAAGCGUCACUUUAUCAUAUAUACAUGCAUAAACGUGAAACCAAAGAAAAACGGGAGAAAAGUUCAGGUCUGCUAUUUUAUUCAGUUACUCGAAUUCAUGAAGCUACUCACUCUCUGCUUGCAUAUAUUGUAAAUAAAUACAUGGCAUUGAUAUAUAUUUCAUUCUGAACACAUAUGUUAAUGAGGAGAUUAACAAUAUUGGUAGUCUUAAUAUACUUGGGGGGGGGGGGGGGGGGGAGGGGGUGCACGAUCGAUCCAUUGGCCGACUUGAAAUAAAUGGAAAGGUAGAGAGUACAGAGAUGUACAGUUGUAAGAAGUGGGGAUAUAUGAAGCAUUAACAUUAACAUCUUCUCAUUUAUUUAUUUUUUUCAUUAAUCUCAAUAAAAAAAUUUUGAGCAAAUAAUCUCAAUAAUUUAUAUCAACUUCAUACCAGCCAUAUCUCCAAUCAAUUAAUAAUGUUUAUAUGUACGUAUUCUUAAAUAUGUAUUUCUGCAUAUAAGUUAAUUGUGCAUGAAAUGAACAUAUCAAUUUUCCAACGAUGAAAUCAAUGGUUUGGUUAGUUUAUACGUUCAACGUUAAUUACUGUUGAUACUGGAAAAGGUGUUUUUUUCAAUAUGCAAUGGUCUUAUAAUACAGUAUAUAGUAAAAAAAAAACUAUUAGAGGCCAUCAUCGAAUAUUGCUAAGGUAUAGUUCACUAAAUGCAACAGAAAUAGAAUGAAUAGAUUGGAACACGAGUUCAGCUUGGAAGCCAUGAGAUUGAAAGCUAACAUUGUCUUGCCCACAUGAACUUGUCUUUUUUUGUUUCUAUUUUUAUGCUAUUCUCCAUAUUAAUAUAUAUGGACGUGAAAAUUAAUUUAUAACGUCAGCUUCUUUUUUUCACCGUCCAUAAUUCACUGCCUAUGUAUACGGACACAGUCAGAAGUCAGGGCAGGAUGACACUGAACAAGCAUUUGAAGUAGUUGAUACAAAUCUUUUAUGUAAAUUUAAUUCACACACACAUAUAUAUAUACAACUACUUAAGUUAUUUUUUAGCAAACAAAUCUAAUGAAGUUUACGGGGAAAACAGAAUAAUUGGAAAAUAAGAAAGAAAAAAAUACAAGUUAUGACAUUUUUCCAAUAAAAUAUAAAAUGAAAACAUGACACGUGGGUUUUCAAGUCCAUUCUAUUAUAAAUCAGGCCAUCAUGUAUCCGAAAUACUACCAUUCAAAACAAAACCAUUGAUUGGAUUCAUUUGAAAAGAGCAUAAGAUCUGAGAAAGAAAGAAAGAAAGAAAGAAAAAACACUCAAAAGUUCAUAACUAUUUAUAAACAGUUAAAAAUGAAGUCGAUCGUCGUGAUCCUCCUUACGUACCUUCUCCUUGUUGCGCCUUGCUUCGCUAUCGGAUCGGAGAACACGAAUUCGGAUGUGUACGAGAUCGAUUACAGGGGUCCGGAGACACAUAACUCUAGACCUCCACCAGAGACUUUACAUGGCAAGCGACCGUUCAUCCACCAUAAAACCUCCGCCGCUGGAUCCGCCGGCGCUCAUGUUGGAGGACAGAACUAGAGAGAGAUUUUUCUAAAGAAGAGGAGAGGGACUCGGAAGCUGUAAGUGAAAGUGGAAGUAUAUGAGUGUGCGAUAAGGUUAAUGAUGCGGGUACAUAAUUAUUUAUACAAUACAUAUGAUCAUCAAUGUUAUCAUGUCCGGUAUUUUAUUCAUGUACCGUUCUAUAUAUCUUUAUUAUUAUUUUUUUUUUUUUGGGUCUGAAUCUCUUGGAAGAAAGUUCAAAAUUAAUUCCGGGUAAUGUGUCGCCAUAUGAAUAUCAGUGUCAUUCUCAGAUCUUUGAAUCAUUGUCUGUUCGGUUGGGGCUUAUCUUGGGCUAAAAAUUAUGGAUAAAUAUGAGAAAACGAUAUGUAAUAUAUAUAAAUAUUUUAGUUUUUAUAUAUAUUAAAUGUCUUA
Molecule: messenger RNA, 5295 nt
Organism: Brassica rapa (field mustard)
Lineage: Eukaryota; Viridiplantae; Streptophyta; Magnoliopsida; Brassicales; Brassicaceae
Source: RefSeq, a predicted model, not a curated record